Elephantulus edwardii (Cape elephant shrew) is the source of this 381-nucleotide messenger RNA. Its product is annotated as cellular retinoic acid-binding protein 2-like. Lineage: Eukaryota; Metazoa; Chordata; Mammalia; Macroscelidea; Macroscelididae. The coding region runs from base 1 to 381 and encodes 126 amino acids. The transcript is spliced from 2 exons. Gene Ontology annotation, biological process: fatty acid transport. Gene Ontology annotation, cellular component: cytosol; nucleus. Gene Ontology annotation, molecular function: fatty acid binding. The record is from RefSeq and is a predicted model, not a curated record.
AUGCCCAACUUCUCCAGUAACUGGAAAAUCAUCUGGUCAGAAAACUUCAAGGAUUUCCUCAAAGUGCUGGGGAUGAACAUGAUGCUGAGGAAGAUCCCUGUGGUUGCAGCCACAAACUGUUUGAUAGAGAUCAAACAGGAAGGAGACACUUUCUACAUCAAAACCUUUACCACCCGGAGCUCUGGUGACCUAGCGUGUGAAAAACAGAUUAACUUCAAGAUCGAGGAGGAGUUUGAGGAGCCAACUGUGGAUAGGAGAUCCUAUAAGGCCUUGGUGAUGAGGGAGAAUGAGAACAAACUGGUGUGUGAGCAGAGACUUCACAAGGCAGAGGGCCUCAGGGCCUCCUGGAUCAAAGAAUUGACCUUUGGCAGCUCAGCCUAA